AUGAGAGAUCGACAGGACUCUGCCAACAGUCCCGUUCUGACUCAGCCAUCCCUGAACCUCAACCCCUUCGUCCAGUACAGUCCCGGAGAUGACAACAUCUUCGCCAACGACGACAUCUCCGUCAACGAGGACAUCGAGGCAGAGCCAGCCGCUUCAACAGACCCAUUCGGAAAGGCAAUGGUCGUUACUACAGGCUCAGUUAAAACCGCGCAGUCAGAUAUCUCGACAGAACUUAUCUUGGCCAGAAUAGCCUCGCUAGAGGAGAUGGUGCAUAAAAACUCAACAAAAUCACACGCAUACAGACAUUUCCACUACAGUAAAAACCAGUCAACUAAAGCUGACAGUAACAACCAGUCAACUAAAGCUGACAGUAAUAACCAGUCAACUAAAGCUGACAGUAAUAACCAGUCAACUAAAGCUGACAGUAAUAACCGGCCAAAUAAAGCUGACAGUAAUAACCAGUCAACUAAAGCUGACAGUAAUAACCGGCCAACUGAAGCUGACAGUAAUAACCAGUCAACUAAAGCUGACAGUAAUAACCGGCCAACUGAAGCUGACAGUAAUAACCAGUCAACUAAAGCUGACAGUAAUAACCGGCCAACUGAAGCUGACAGUAAUAACCAGUCAACUAAAGCUGACAGUAAUAACCGGCCAACUAAAGCUGACAGUAAUAACCAGUCAACGAAAGCCGAUAGUGACAACCAGUCAACUAAAGCCGACAUUAAUAACCGGUCAACAAAAGCCGACGGUAACAACCAGUCAACGAAAGCGGACAGUAACAACCAGUCAACUAAAGCCGACAGUAACAACCAGUCAACUAAAGCUGAGAGUUACAACCGGUCAACUAAAGCCGACAGUAAUAACCAGUCAACUAAAGCCGACAGUAAUAACCAGUCAACUAAAGCCGACAGUAAUAACCAGUCAACUAAAGCCGACAGUAACAAUCAGUCAACAAAAGCUGACAGUAAUAACCAGUCAACUAAAGCUGACAGUAAUAACCGGCCAACUGAAGCUGACAGUAAUAACCAGUCAACUAAAGCUGACAGUAAUAACCGGCCAACUGAAGCUGACAGUAAUAACCAGUCAACUAAAGCUGACAGUAAUAACCGGCCAACUGAAGCUGACAGUAAUAACCAGUCAACUAAAGCUGACAGUAAUAACCGGCCAACUGAAGCUGACAGUAAUAACCAGUCAACUAAAGCUGACAGUAAUAACCGGCCAACUAAAGCUGACAGUAAUAACCAGUCAACUAAAGCUGACAGUAAUAACCGGCCAACUGAAGCUGACAGUAAUAACCAGUCAACUAAAGCUGACAGUAAUAACCGGUCAACUAAAGCUGACAGUAAUAACCAGUCAACGAAAGCUGACAGUAAUAACCAGUCAACGAAAGCUUUAGAUGACUGGAUGUUACUGUCAGCUUUAGUUGACUGGUUUUUACUGUAG
This is a messenger RNA of Mizuhopecten yessoensis (Yesso scallop), 1443 nucleotides long. RefSeq lists its product as uncharacterized. The record is from RefSeq and is a predicted model, not a curated record. The coding region runs from base 1 to 1443 and encodes 480 amino acids. The transcript has 4 exons. NCBI's taxonomy places the organism in Eukaryota, Metazoa, Mollusca, Bivalvia, Pectinida, Pectinidae.